Messenger RNA from Aegilops tauschii subsp. strangulata, 417 nucleotides. RefSeq lists its product as uncharacterized. The record is from RefSeq and is a predicted model, not a curated record. Lineage: Eukaryota; Viridiplantae; Streptophyta; Magnoliopsida; Poales; Poaceae.
AUGACGUCUCCAAUUUCAUCCAAGGACAAGUUCUACGAGAAGGUCAUCAAUCCCUACCUUCCGGAGGUGAUGAAACACCCUCAAGCCAAUGAGAUGCGUGAGGGGGUGCUUCACAUUCGGGGUGUUCAAGGGCCAAAGAAGACCGGAAGCAUGGAGACCAGGCUCGAGGAGGUGGAGCAGGAAAUCUUCAGGUGCCAAGGGAUGGUGGAACGCGGACUCAACGCCAACCACUCCAUGAUCACGGAAUUCACCCGUGAUCACAAGCUGGACAACGAAAAUAUUGGAGAAGCCAUGUUCAAGCUUCACGAGCGAAUUGAGCACCUCCAAGCACAGAUCUAUGACCUACAAAACCAAAAUUGUGAGUAUGAGUCCAGAUUUAAUAGAAUGAGUUUAGCUAUAGAUUUCAGGAUUCCAUAG